UGCAGGUCUGUUUCACCUUACAAUGGCUUCAUGAUCAUGAAUCGUCUGAGUAUGAAUAACCUGACGGAACCGGUCACUAAGGACCUGGAAUUCCAACUGCAAGAUCCAUUCUUGCUGUACAAGACGGCACAAUCCAUUUAUGGACUGUGGUUUUAUGACAGAACCGAGUGUCAACAGGUAUCAAGACUCAUGGAAAGCUUGGUUUAUAAAGCUAAGAAGAGAGCUAAAGGCGGUGGGCAUCGUAGUCGGAGUGUGUCGGAGAGUGAUGCUGGCCCAUCAACACUUGGACACCAGUCCGCAAUUGGGCAGUCCACACAACAAGUGGACAUUAUGCAGAUGUUGUCUAGAGCACAGCAUGAGUAUAACAAGACUCAACAAGAUGACAAGAUUCCAGUCUCUUCCCCUAAGCCCAAGAGUCCCCCACGUAUAGCAUCGGAGUCGCCCACCGUCCUACGCCCGGUACCUGUCAAACCAGAGGACGGUACCCCAGACCAGAACUCUAAACAGACGGGCAUGGUGAGCGAUCAACCCACAACCAAUAAGGUCAUAGGUCCAAUGUCCCGUGGACCUAGCAUGCAUCCUGGGUUCCAACGCUCAGUCUCCAUGCAAGGUAGUCUGGGAUAUUUAAGCGGCAACUCUAUCAUGAGCAGUGGCCAGGCAGCUCAGGUGCCGGAAAUGUUGCAGAAGCUUCUGUCUAACGCAGCUGGGGAAAGCCAAAGAGUGAUGCCGGAUCAUCCGCUUAGUAACAGACAGGUUCAUACUGUAGAGAGUCUGGAGAGAAGACACGACAACCAAACGACCUCCAAGAAGUCUCCAGAAAGUGACUCGAGUCAAGGGUCAGCUGGACAGGGUCAGGGAUCGAGGGGUCAGAUGAUGACCGUGGAGAGUUUGGAGCAGCAGCACACAGGUUCUACUACAAAGGAGAACGAUAGUAAGAGCCAGGGGUACCCGAUACAGAAUCUGCUCGCGCAGCUUAGUAUCGCGCAGCGAACUGGAAAACAUGAGACAACAGAGGGCAGUGGUUCCUCUAUGUCCUCUAGCUCCAAGGGACACUCAUCAUUUGCUGGUAGUCAGAAACUCCCAUCAGGAGGGGGUGAUCAUGGACACUAUGCCGCUGGACCAAAACCAAAAGCGGAGGACAUUGUCGGGCAACCCAACAACCCCGAUAUGAACCAGAAACUACUGACCUCGACGAGAUCGGUAAUACCGACGUCUCAGCCGUCGCCGUUACAGUUUAUACAACCCUCUUCCAUUCAACCGAACGUGCAUGUGAAGCCUAAAGGUAGCAGGGAACCGGUACAGUUCACUGGUAACCAAGGUGUAAGGUCUUUACAGCAGAUAGCUUUAGGAGGGGUGCAGUUUGGACAAAUGAGACCUAAUACAUCAAACCAAACAACGACCAAUGGUGUUACAACUCAUACGCCUGUUUCUCCUCAGAGGAUCCCUGGCUCACUUCUUCCUCCAACUCUUUUGACGCCACAAGCGUUCAGAAAGAGAGCUUCCAGUGAGACCGUAGUGAUGGCCAGUCAACAGCAGCUUUAUCCCCCUGUCCUACAAAAUGUGGUGGUCCAGUCUGCACUCUCGUCCAAUCAGCAAGCAGGAGGUCAUCUUGCUAAUUCAGUUCAGCACAAUCCACUAUUGAACAGGGUGGAACCAGCAGGGAGGGUGAACUCUGGAGAGAUACUGAACAAAGAGCAGUUCAAGCAGGCAUUUGUACAUUUAUUACAGAGUGAUAGCAGUUUCCUAAGCAGCUUACACAACGCAUAUCUCCAGACAGUUCAUCAUCCACCAAUUUAGCAAACUGUCGUCAUGAGCUACUUGAUGGUCAACAUUGGCGUCAUGCUACAAGCUGUACAGGUGCUGUUGUGUACAAUGUUAUUUUAUAAAGCAGUAGUAUGUAAUUCUGUAAACAGAUUGAUGAACACUAUCAAUUGAGAUAUGUACAUCCGGUACACUUUAACCCCAACCUUGACAUUGUGAAAAAAUAACUAAAUUUGUUGUUUCACAUUUAUGCGAUAAAGCUAGUGUUAAAUUAUCAGCCUACUCUUUGAAAUGGUAGUGGUAUCGAAGUUGUAAAAGCUGGUACAAUCAUAGCUCCCAUAUUUCUUUAUCCUGACCUGAAAAUUGUCUUUGAUGAAUGAUACAAAGUACAGAUAGGAACAGAUAGCUAUAGCUACAAGAAAUCCAAGUUAACAUAAACAGUGCCCUCUAGAGGGGGAAUUUAAAUUUGCCUGUAUUUAUUCGUAUGUUACUUCCUGACACAGCAGGCGCUCCAUAGUUUUGACCCCCUAAUAAGAAAUACUUCCAAUUUUUACUCUCUUUUAGCAUGUGAAAAAAAAAAAAAUCCAAAUUAUUUUCUUUUGAUAAAAUAAAUUUAAAUAUAAAAAAAAAAAAGUAAAAAUAAAAAAAAUGUUAAUACUGACUAACGAUAGAGUUUUGCCUUGAAUACCUUUUGAUUUAUAUUCUAUUAAGGAUGAAUAUAAGUUUACGUACUAAACGUUUUAUUUUAAAUUAUAAGCGAAAUAAGGGAAAAAAUGACUUGCCUUUUACGUAACUAUCACUUUAUUUUUGUGCGUGUACGUUAACUACCAUUAUGCAUGGUAUGACAAAAUGUACAGGCGCAUUCUUUCAACCUUUAGUGGUUCAAAAAUCCACUUGAAGUUGUAGUUGUGAUUGUUUUUUUUUUAAGUUGAGUAAUGUUUUUUUUUC
Asterias rubens (European starfish) is the source of this 2709-nucleotide messenger RNA. RefSeq names its product mRNA-decapping enzyme 1B-like. The transcript has 6 exons. Lineage: Eukaryota; Metazoa; Echinodermata; Asteroidea; Forcipulatida; Asteriidae. Gene Ontology annotation, cellular component: P-body. Gene Ontology annotation, biological process: deadenylation-independent decapping of nuclear-transcribed mRNA; positive regulation of catalytic activity; deadenylation-dependent decapping of nuclear-transcribed mRNA. The record is from RefSeq and is a predicted model, not a curated record. Gene Ontology annotation, molecular function: mRNA binding; enzyme activator activity. The coding region runs from base 31 to 1797 and encodes 588 amino acids.